UGGUAUUUGUUGUGUUGUGUUGUGGAAACGAAAGUCAUCGGAGGAGAGAGCGUAGCGUGAAGCGAUUCGGAUUCAAAUUCAUAAAUUCGAAAAUACGAAUAUCGGUUAACACAUUUUUAUGUUACUAUCUAAGAAUAUGGACAAUUUAAUAGAGAGAUGCGAAUAUUCUGACUUACUUUAUUGUAUUAAUAAUUCGAGAUCAUUUAUUACUUCAGUGACCUUCGAAAUUUGGCAACAUUGAGUGCGAAAAUUCUAAUCAUAUUGUUGCCGAAAAACGAAGUAUCAAAAGGAAAAAAUCAAGCAAACGACGAAAUAUAUUUAAAGAAACAACAACAAUUUGUUUUUUGGCUUUGUUUUAUUUACUUUGUUUUUGUGGUGCAGAAAGAAAGAAGGCGAAGUAAGGCAAAUGAUAUCUCAGAUAGAAUCCAUUCGGAAAGUGGGAACUUGUUGAAUGCAUUUAAUAAGUGAGAAACAAAUUCACACACGAAACCAUUUCCAUGAGAAAUUCGAAAUAUUAUCUAAGUUUGAUUUGAUUGUAACAUAUAUAACAUAUAAUAGCCGAAAUUAAUGUACAUUUCGGUGGUGGUGUUUGUCGGUUAAAUAAAGAAACGAGAAAACGAAUAUUUCGAACAGCAAGAGUGUGCUUUUGUCAUACACCAUACGGUAAAAGAAAGAAGUGAUCGAUCAUAACCUCAAUAUACAUUCAUACAUACAUAUUAGCAAAUAAAGUGAGUGGAAGUGAAUCAAUUUUUGGGGUGUGCGUGCCAGUGGAAUAAAAGUGGUGAGCUGUUCUCGGCUUUUGCAGCAUUUUGGGGGACUUAUACGCCAUCACAUAUCCACCAUGGACCUUUUGUGCACGGAGAACAUAAUACAAGAAUAUGAAACGGAUAUAUUGUGUCACAAUCGCCAUCACCAACAGCAGCAAAGUCGUCCAAAACAGUCCUCCUCGACAACGUCGUCUACAAUAUUCAAAGUUGAGCAUAGCAAACAACAUCAAGAACCGCAGUCCAUAAUUACCACCAUCAGCAGCAACAGUAACACUUCACCACCUUCGCUGUAUUCGAGCAGCUCGUCACUAUCCUCAUCGAGCUGCUGUUCAUCGACCAACUCUUCGGGUUACAACUCGAGCAACAGCAGCAGCAACUCAAGUACUGGCAGCAGCAGUAGCAGUUAUCCACACACUGCCAAGCUGACGUGUGAGGAAAAUGCCAACAAACCAUACCUGGAAACAUGUGCUGAACCGGCGCAGGGCUACCUUCAACAAAAGCAACUCACCGGUGGAACAUCAACGACUCAGAAUGUUUAUACAAGCAAUUUGAUAAACCGUUCGUUGGAUUACGUGAAUACAGCCACCGAGGAUCCAACCUUUCUCACCGAUCGUUGCUUAGAAAAUGCCCUCAAAGCAGAGGAGAAAAGACCCCAACCAGUAUGUACCUACUUCAAGACGGUACAAAAGGAUAUAACUCCACCCAUGCGAAAAAUCGUGGCCGAGUGGAUGAUGGAGGUUUGUGCCGAGGAGAAAUGCCAAGAAGAAGUGGUUCUACUGGCCCUUAACUACAUGGAUCGUUUUCUGUCUACAAAAUCGGUGCGUAAGACGCAUUUGCAAAUUCUAGCCGCCGCCUGUCUCCUGCUUGCCUCAAAACUGCGAGAGCCCAGUUGUAGGGCUCUAUCCGCCGAACUGUUGGUCUUCUAUACGGACAACAGUAUUCACAAAGCUGAUUUAAUCAAAUGGGAAUUGUUCGUUCUAAGUCGUUUGGGCUGGGAUUUGUCUUGCGUCACACCAUUGGACUUCUUGGAAUUGUUGCUGAUACGUCUGCCUAUCAGAUGCCCGGACUAUCCCGAUUUGGAAGUGGACAAAGUGCGACAACAUGCCCAGGCGUUUAUAUCGUUAGCAGCCAAAGAACACCAUUUCUCCAUGUACUCCGCCAGCACCAUUGCAGCUUCUUCGAUUGCGGCCGCCCUCAGUGGUUUGAAUUGGCAUUUGCGUACGGGUCAAAAUUUACGCUAUUUACUUAAUCUUCUUACGGAUCUGACCAGUGUGGAACAGGAUUUUCUUCAUGACUGCAUGAUGAAAAUGGAAACGAUAUUUGAAGAACACAGCCGUAAUCUCCAACCGUAUUUGGGAAGUGCGGAACAGUUACAACAUCAUCAUCAUCAGCAGCAGCAGACACAAGGCCCUACAUGUUUGGGAGUUGGUGGUGGAACAUGUACAUCAUCAUUGUCGCCUAAUGCAGUGUCUUUAUCGUCCUCACCGUCAAUACCAAAUCAAUCUCAAUACCCCACAAAUCCUCUCUACCAUCAUCAGCACCAGCAUAAUAAUUAUGAUUAUUAUGAUCAGCAGCAACAGCAACAGCAGCAGCGUCAACAGCAGUAUGUACACCAGCAUCAAGUUCAUUAUCAUCACCACCAGCACCAACACCACCAUCAGCAUCAUUAUAAAUCUCUACAUCAUCAUUCCACAGCGUCCUCGUCUAUUUCUGCCAACUCGCCCACGUCGUCGAACCAUGAUUUGGUCAAUGGGAGUGUCACUGCCAAUGUCUUACUACCCGAUCUAACACAAACCUGCAAAAUGCAGGCCAAUGCCCAAAAAGAGGUGCAGGAUAUAAAAUUCUAAGUCGUAUAUUUAAGUCAAUUUUCUUUACACCAUUUAACCAACCAACUAACCAAUCAAUCAAUCAACCAUACACAACCAUCAAGCGUUGUUGUUAGUUAAGCUUAAACAUUUGAAUUUGAAAAUCGAAGUGAUGUAAAGCCUUCUUCUUCGUUCGAUCCCUAGAUCCGCUCGCCCAAUAGGCCUGCAACAUUUAUUUUAUAUAUUUUUUUAUUUUAUUUUAUUUAAUAUUAUUUUCUUAUAUUUUUCUUUUUUGGUGCUUUUGUUUAUUUUGUAUAGCAUUUUACAAAAACUGGAUUGUAUUCUGUGUUCAUAGCGAUUUUUUUUAUCUAUUUACUUGGAUUAUUAUUUUUUUUUAUUUAUCGCAUUUGCUUGAAUUUUUGUUUUUUUUUUUAAUUUUAAUUUUAUUUUGCUACUAAAUUAAUUAGUAACUGCAAAUCUAAUCUAUCUAUUGUAAUUUUCUAUACACAUGUGUGUGUACACAAUCUAUUCACAUAUACAUACACACUCGUACUUCUUGUGUAUCCUAUACCUAAGUAAUCUUCUGAAGAUUUCAGUGUUGAUAUCUAGGCAACGCAUCAAUGUUCGGUUUUUGAAUGGGCUGUAAAAUGUCAUAUUUAUUUAAAACAAAAAGAAAGAAAGAAAAAAAAAAAGAAAAUACCUCUUAUAUAUUUUUCUAAUUUUAUAUAUAUAUAAAAAUAUAGAAAUGAAAAUCAACUGUAAAUAGUGUAGAAUCUGCCAGAGUGUAUCCCGACCGCUCCAUAAGUAUCGAAAAUAAAAACAAAUGAAACUUUCAAAAGAAUUAAAAAACAA
This is a messenger RNA of Stomoxys calcitrans (stable fly), 3424 nucleotides long. RefSeq lists its product as uncharacterized. Gene Ontology annotation, cellular component: cytoplasm; cyclin-dependent protein kinase holoenzyme complex; nucleus. NCBI's taxonomy places the organism in Eukaryota, Metazoa, Arthropoda, Insecta, Diptera, Muscidae. The record is from RefSeq and is a predicted model, not a curated record. The transcript has 5 exons. Gene Ontology annotation, molecular function: cyclin-dependent protein serine/threonine kinase regulator activity. Gene Ontology annotation, biological process: regulation of cyclin-dependent protein serine/threonine kinase activity; positive regulation of G1/S transition of mitotic cell cycle; mitotic cell cycle phase transition. Bases 842 to 2614 code for a protein of 590 amino acids.